AUGGACGAAAACUACGACGUCAUUGUCCUCGGCACGGGGCUCACGGAGUGUGUGCUUUCGGGACUUUUAUCUGUGGACGGGAAAAAAGUGCUUCACAUCGACAAGCAGGACUUCUAUGGUGGUGAGCUGGCGUCGUUGACCUUGCUGCAAUUGUACAAGAAAUUCAAGCCGUCCAAGCAGAAGCCAGAAACUUUCACGGGCAGAGACAGAGACUGGUGCGUCGACUUGAUUCCAAAGUUCUUGAUGGCCAAUGGCGAGUUGACCAAUAUCUUGGUGCACACCGAUGUCACCAAGUACAUUGAGUUCAAGCAGAUUGGCGGCAGCUAUGUGUACAGAUCGGGUAGAAUCAGUAAAGUGCCUUCUAACGAGGUGGAGGCGUUGAAAUCGUCGCUCAUGGGCAUUUUUGAGAAGAGAAGAAUGAAGAGGUUCUUGGAGUUUGUGGCCAACUACGACGAGAACGUGGCCUCCACCCACCAGGGGUUGGACUUGGACAAGAACACCAUGGACGAGGUGUACAACCACUUUGGCUUGGAGAGGGGCACCAAGGAUUUCAUUGGCCACGCCAUGGCCUUGUGGGCCAAUGACGACUACUUGAAUGAAGUCGCUAGACCUACAAUUGAGAGAAUUGUUCUCUACGUCCAAUCUGUGGCUAGAUACGGCAAGUCUCCUUACAUAUACCCAUUGUAUGGGUUGGGCGAGUUGCCCCAGGGCUUCGCCAGAUUAUCCGCCAUUUACGGUGGUACUUACAUGUUGGAUACCCCAAUUGAAGAGGUGUUGUACGACGAGAAUAAGAAGUUCGCCGGUGUGAAGACCAAGGAAGGCACUGCCAAGGCUCCUAUUGUCAUCGCGGACCCUACUUACUUCCCAGACCGUGUGAAGAAGACUGGUCACAGAGUUAUCCGGGCAAUGUGUAUCAUGGACCAUCCAGUCCCAAACACGCACGACUUGGACUCGGUUCAGAUCAUCAUUCCACAGAACCAGGUGGGCAGAAAGAACGACAUCUACAUUGCUGUCUUGUCCGAUGUUCACUGCGUGGUGCCCAAGGGCUUUUACUUGGCCAUUGUUUCCACCAUUGUGGAAACCGACACGCCCCAUGUCGAAUUGGAGCCAGCGUUCAAGCUUUUGGGCUCUCGCCUCGACACCUUGAUGGGUCUUGCUGACUUGUACGAGCCAGCCGAUGAUGGCAGCGAAAGCAACAUCUACAUUUCCAAGAGCUACGAUGCCUCCUCUCAUUUCGAGUCCACCACCGACGACAUCAAAGACUUGUACUUCCGUGUCACAGGCAAGCCAUUGGUGUUGAAGAAGCGCUCCGACGAGGAACAGUUGGAGGGUCUCGAGUAA
Candidozyma auris is the source of this 1341-nucleotide messenger RNA. RefSeq names its product Gdi1p (gene GDI1). The record is from RefSeq and is a predicted model, not a curated record. The coding region runs from base 1 to 1341 and encodes 446 amino acids. The transcript has a single exon. Gene Ontology annotation, molecular function: Rab GDP-dissociation inhibitor activity. Gene Ontology annotation, cellular component: cytoplasm. Lineage: Eukaryota; Fungi; Ascomycota; Pichiomycetes; Serinales; Metschnikowiaceae. Gene Ontology annotation, biological process: small GTPase-mediated signal transduction; protein transport; vesicle-mediated transport.